This is a messenger RNA of Lineus longissimus, 1842 nucleotides long. RefSeq lists its product as uncharacterized. Lineage: Eukaryota; Metazoa; Nemertea; Pilidiophora; Heteronemertea; Lineidae. The record is from RefSeq and is a predicted model, not a curated record. The coding region runs from base 26 to 754 and encodes 242 amino acids. The transcript is spliced from 3 exons.
UUGGCGGGCGACAAAUAAGAGAACGAUGAAAAAGAUAGUGUUCGUUAUAGCAUUGGUUGCGCUCUUGGCAACAGUCGUUGCGCCGAAACCGAACCGGCGAAGAGGCAAGAGCAGACAUUGUUUCACGAACAGGAAGAAGACCAAUAACUGCCAAAGAACGCCAUGGGCAGAAAAUUGUCUUUCGAAGAUGGACCUCGAUGUAAUUGUGAUGGUGGAAAGGAUGGACCAAGCGAGAUUCAACCUGGCAAGAAAUUUUGCUCUCAACAUUAUUCGCCACGUUGCUGCCAGGCCACAUGCCAACAGUACCGUUAGAUUGGCGGUAUUUACAUAUGGAGAUAAGGACUUCGGGGUAUUUUGGCCCAACCCAAAGAAAGGUGUGUCUGUGAAGGAUGCCCUGAACCAACUGAGGCGUGUCCGAGUCAAAAGAGAGCACCCACUCACCGCCCGGGCGAUAAGAUUCGCGUCGAAGUUCCCUGAACCUUCCAAAAAUCAAGAUGGCGCGCAACCAGAUCGGGUCGUUGUGUUUGUUGGUAGCGGGAGGAGUAGCCAAGGUGAUGAUGAUUUACGCAUGGCUAUCAAAGACAUGAAGUCUUCUCGAAGUAAGCUAUUCUUCAUCCACGUUGGCAGAGGCGCCGACCGAAAGUUUGUGCGGGGGUUGAAGGAAGCUGGAACUGUCAGGAAGCUAAAGCGGAAUACGGAGAAAGUGUUGUGGCGCUACCUCGUCAAUCUGAACAUGAGAAAAUUUCGAGUCUAGACCAAGCGGGGUCUUCAUUGAUGCCACGCAACAGACCCGACCUUCCUUUCGGCGCUUUUGAGCUGGCACAAAGGGAAUCCGUAUCUUCCCGGAUAAAGUGUCUGUACCCAUAGAUAAAGAAAGAUGUCGCACUGCUGUAGAGAAAAACAGCAAAGGGCUGAAUGUUCCACAUAACUUGGCCGAUACCUAAACACGUGCUGUAUCCCAAGACCUAAACUAUCUGACACCAUGAUGUUUUCUUGGGUUUCCAUCCGUGAAUCCAUAAAAAGCCCGCUGACCAUAUUGGCCUUCCAUUUGAGGAUUUGGGGCAAUGCUCUUUGAAGAUCGCCAGUGCGUCUUUCAUGAAAUCCGCCAUGAGUUCUUUUGGGAUAGCCAUGGUGUGCGGCAACAAUGUCUCAAUCAUUCCUGAAAUAGUGAGUAUAUAGAUAUGAGUGAUUUAGCUAAGCUGCCGUGGAAAACGAUGGUGCAGUGUAAAAUGCGCAGUUGACGUUAGCUCAGAUGCAUGCCGAUCUACAGUUAGCGUGCGUAUCCAUCCAUCAACGUACAAGAGGAGAUUUUACUUUGUUUAGGAUUGAUGUUCACCGCCGGUAAGUCGGCAGGCGUCAGAUGUGGCUUUGCUGUGGCUGUCCUAAGUAUAUUCAGCCACGAUAGACAGUGUCCUAUUCCCCGGGUCUUGUAUUCAUAACCGGUAACAAAAUAUUGGGAAAGGAUUACCUACCACUACAACGUUCAUCACUCGGAAAGACGUAGUCCAAAUCAACUAAUUUCACCACCUUGACCUUAAGGUCAGCUUGAAGGGCAAGGUCGGUGUAACCGUCUACCGGGUGUUUCCUCCAUUUGUUGUGUUUCUCCCAGCCUGGCGUGUGUCUCCAUGGCGGCACGAAAUCCUGAAACAGGUUGGAAGCAGUUGUUAAAUAGAAUUGUGAUACAAGAAUGAUACGUAAGAAUGGCUUCAACUUCCACAGCCAAAGCCACAGAUUGAAGAAGUAUAUAUGAGACCAGCCGGCCGGGAUAGCUAGCUUCGUUAAGUCUCUUCAAUUAUCAUACACAUCAUGUACUUUUGAAGAAAGAAAAUGGUUAUUUGAGAA